AUGGCUGAUUUUCCCAGUGAAUUCCUUUCACAUAGCCGUGUUCAACCCGGAACUAACCUUUGCAAAAAUCCUAACAAACAGAUUUUGACGAAGCCGUGGCGAAUUCAGCAACGACCAUGCUCGAUUGAUCAACGCCAUAUUGGUGCAAUGAUCUGGAAGGAUCCUUUGAUGAUCAAUGGCACUGUCUGGCCACAUCUUGAAAAGGUGAAGGUGCAAAGUUCGCGACAGCGAUUUUCUGGGCGAUCAUUCCCCGACUACGUGACCGUCGAUGUGCCCCGCCCUUAUGAUAGCGGCAAUCCGCUUUACGACCAGACAUCUCUUCUUCGCAAAAAGGCCAGCACUAUGUACGUUUCUGCACGUUUAAUGGAUGAACGGUAA
Molecule: messenger RNA, 378 nt
Organism: Cooperia oncophora
Lineage: Eukaryota; Metazoa; Nematoda; Chromadorea; Rhabditida; Trichostrongylidae
Source: the annotation of a GenBank genome assembly